This is a messenger RNA of Biomphalaria glabrata, 1591 nucleotides long. RefSeq lists its product as uncharacterized. The transcript has 4 exons. Lineage: Eukaryota; Metazoa; Mollusca; Gastropoda; Planorbidae. The coding region runs from base 400 to 924 and encodes 174 amino acids. The record is from RefSeq and is a predicted model, not a curated record.
CCUUCAUCACAAGAACAUACACUCACACACACACGCUUUUGUUGUCUUUUUUAAGGGCUCACAGCUACACCAACUAAGUCUGCAACUUUUGAGUGCGAUGUGCAGAGGAUUCGACUUUCUUAAGAGAAAUUAGAAAUAUUUGUAUCAUUAAGAUUCAAAACAACUUUUUUGUUAUUGUAAAGAUAACGCUUACAUUUGAACGAGAACGAGGUUAAACAGCAUCGGUCUGAUCGUCAGGGAAUGAUGUAGUUUAGUUCAAUGUGCUGUACUGAAGGAUAAAGUUUGGGACAGUAGUACAUAGCCAUUUUGGCAUCCUUUUUAUAGGUUCAGGAUCGUAGAUCUUGGUAUAAAUUUGUGUUGAAUCUUGUGUUAUUGUUUCUGGAAGAGUUUCUAGUAAGAAUGCCUUUUAGGGAUACAUCUAUGAUAUGGAAAGGAGUGUUUUGUCUGCAGAUCCCUGGUUUUAUUCUCUCAUUGGUCGGCUUUGGUACCAGUACUAUCAUUAUCUUCACUUACCUGAAGAACACCGCGACGGCAGGGCUGUGGAAGCAAUGUUCCAACGAUAACUGCUAUGACAUGAGCCUCGUUUUGAAUUACAAACAGGAGAGUACAGUAUGGCUUGACGUCAGUAAAGGAAUGAUGAGCAUUGCUUUAAUUGGCCAGUUCGCCACGAUAUUGCUGACGACGUCGGGGUUCAUUUUGGCACUGACCAAAAUGAUCGGAUGGUGUACUGCUGCCGCCUCUGCAGUCUCAGUUGUGUUUGGCACGAUAGGGUCAGGUGUCGCCCUCGGAGAACUGAAGCGAAUCUUUGACGUCAACGUGACCUAUGACCCGGGAUAUUCUUACAUCCUUUUUAUGGUUGGCCAGGCUUUCUUUUUGGUGGCUGCCUGUUUGCAUGCUGUGGAUUCUAGAACAAGACCAAAAUAGCUUUAUUAUUAUUUUUUUUUUUUGAAAGUACAAAAGUACAUAUUGGAAAUCACGUUGAGAUCUUCUGGUAUGAUAGGAAAGAAGCAAAUUAUGUGUUUUUGUGCGCGACUUGUGUGUGUAUAGAUGUCUGUGUGUGUGUCUAUGUUUGAGUGGUAAGUAAUCGCGUCAGAAAACAGCGAUUUUUUAAACAUUUUAUGGUGUAACAAAUUAUUAUUAUUAUUAUUAUUAUUAUUAUUAUUUACAUAUAUAUAUAUAUAUAUAUGUAUAUUCUUAAACGAUAUGGACAAAGAAAGAUAGAAACAGUGAGAACAGUGAUUUAAUAGUGAUUGAUUAGUGUGGAAAUAGUGUGGUACAAAUAGCGACGAAUAGUGGCGAGAGAGAGAGAGAGAGAGAGAGUAAAACGAGAUGGAGAAAAAAAGAAAGAUGGAAUGUAGAAAAGAAUGAAAGAGAAAGAAAGAGAAGGUAGCGAAUGAGAGACAGUAGAAAUGGCGAGGAUGGAUUCCUGAACCUUGGUAUAAGAAAGAUAACUCUGAAAAGACGAAUGACAGUUUUCAUUAUCUGCCCUUAUCAUAGAAAUCAUGUCGAACUUUGUGUGUAAAACAAACAAACAAACAACAAACAUCUGUUACGUCUGAAAAGGUAGAAUAAUAAAAUGAUUUUAAAAACA